UCUACUGCUACUCAACUGGUUUGUUCACCUUCUCUUCUCCAACACUCGCAGCUCCGUCGUCGCCGUUGAAGCGGCGCAGGAAACCAAGAAGAAGGAAGCGCCGCCGGAAAAAUGGCGCUAGCUUUCGACGAAUACGGGCGCCCGUUCAUCAUAAUCAAGGAGCAGGAGCAGAAGACUCGAUUGAGAGGUCUCGAUGCGCAGAAGGCCAACAUUUCCGCCGGUAGGUCUGUCGCUCGGAUCCUCCGCACUUCGCUCGGUCCCAAGGGGAUGGACAAGAUGCUCUCCAGCCCCGACGGUGACGUCACCAUCACCAAUGAUGGUGCGACAAUCUUGGAGCAGAUGGAUGUAGACAAUCAAAUCGCCAAGCUCAUGGUGGAGCUAUCUAGGAGUCAGGACUAUGAGAUCGGUGAUGGGACUACUGGUGUUGUGGUCAUGGCUGGAAGCCUUCUCGAGCAAGCUGAGAAGUUGCUAGAGCGUGGGAUUCAUCCCAUUCGAAUUGCAGAGGGAUAUGAGCUUGCGUCUAGAAUAGCUGUUGAGCAUUUGGAGCGUAUUGCUCACAAGUUCGAAUUUGGAGAGAACAACAUAGAGUCGCUUGUUCAGACUUGCAUGACUACUUUAUCUUCAAAGAUAGUGAACAGAUGCAAGCGCCAGUUGGCCGAGAUUUCUGUUAAGGCCGUCCUUGCUGUGGCAGAUUUAGAAAGGAAAGAUGUGAACUUGGACUUGAUAAAAGUUGAUGGGAAGGUUGGUGGGAAGUUGGAAGAUACUGAACUGAUUUAUGGAAUUGUUGUUGACAAGGACAUGAGUCACCCACAGAUGCCCAAGCAAAUUCAAGAUGCAAACAUUGCUAUUUUGACAUGUCCCUUUGAACCCCCGAAGCCAAAGACCAAGCAUAAGGUGGACAUUGACACAGUAGAGAAGUUUGAGGCUCUACGCAGGCAAGAGCACCAGUAUUUCGAUGAUAUGGUUCAACAGUGCAAGGAUGUUGGUGCAACUCUGGUUAUCUGCCAGUGGGGAUUUGACGAUGAGGCAAACCAUUUGCUGAUGCACAGAAACCUUCCUGCAGUACGUUGGGUUGGUGGAGUGGAGCUAGAGCUGAUAGCCAUUGCCACAGGUGGCAGGAUUGUUCCAAGAUUCCAGGAGUUGACAGCUGAGAAGCUAGGAAAGGCUGGUUUGGUCAGGGAGAAAUCCUUCGGCACCACAAAAGAUAGAAUGCUGUACAUUGAACAUUGUGCAAAUUCCAGGGCCGUUACUGUUUUCAUCCGUGGGGGUAACAAGAUGAUGAUAGAAGAGACCAAGCGAAGCAUCCACGAUGCUCUGUGCGUUGCAAGGAAUCUCAUCCGCAACAACUCCAUCGUGUACGGUGGUGGCUCGGCUGAAAUUGCUUGCUCAAUUGCUGUAGAAGCUGCCGCGGAUAGAUAUCCUGGAGUUGAGCAGUAUGCCAUUCGAGCAUUCGCAGAUGCUUUGGACGCUAUCCCUAUGGCACUAGCAGAAAACAGUGGACUACAACCCAUUGAGACUCUAUCCGCUGUGAAGUCCCAGCAAAUCAAGGAGAACAACCCCCACUGUGGUAUUGACUGCAAUGACGUUGGGACGACGGACAUGCGUGAGCAGAACGUGUUCGAGACCUUGAUAGGGAAGCAGCAGCAGGUUUUGCUUGCAACACAGGUAGUCAAGAUGAUACUGAAGAUCGACGAUGUCAUCUCUGCCGCUGAGUUCUAGUCCACCAGGUUUUGUUUUGUUUUCCUCGUAGUCAGAACUCAGAAGUGUGUUUAAUUUAGCCUUGAUUACAAUGUGGUUCACUUGGUGGGAGAGUGCUGUUCUGUACUUUUGUUUGUUACUCUUGCUUUGGCCUUGACUGGUUUUAUCAUGUAUGUUGGCAUCAGUCUUUAGUUUAUGUACGCAGGAACUGGCAUGACCCUGAAUUUUGUUUCUUGUGGUUAAUUUAGUUUAUCAUGACUCAUGAGUUGCCUUGUCGAUUGAAGUAUUUCUGUCUCUGGGCCAUCAGUGUAAUGUCAUUAAGCCGUUUUAUUGCGCCAGUAGUUCAAAA
Molecule: messenger RNA, 2047 nt
Organism: Linum tenue
Lineage: Eukaryota; Viridiplantae; Streptophyta; Magnoliopsida; Malpighiales; Linaceae
Source: the annotation of a GenBank genome assembly